AUGAAGGCAGGAGUGAUUGAGCUAGGCUCGGGUUCAACUCCGAAAACCAGUGCAAGUCGAGGUGCAUCGAUACUCGAUUUUAUCUUGAGAAUUGUUGCGGUGAUUGGAACCUUGGGAAGUGCUAUUGCUAUGGGAACAACUAAUGAAACACUUCCCUUUUUAACCCAAUUUAUUCGAUUCCGCGCCAAAUAUGAUGAUCUUCCAAUGUUUACGUUUUUCGUGGUGGCAAAUUCCAUCGUGAGUGUGUAUCUACUACUUUCUCUUGCACUGUCCAUUUUCCACAUUAUAAGGAGUAAAGCACAAGUCAGCAGGAUUGUCUUGAUUUUCUUCGACACGGGAAUGCUGGCGCUUUUAACUGCUGCAGCAUCUGCAGCAGCAGCAAUUGUAUACUUAGCACACAAAGGAAAUACGAAGGCAAAUUGGGAUUCUUUUGUUCAUUCUCUUGAUCUUGCUUUCUUCUGUAACUCUCUCUCGGCGUUGAUGUCCGCCGUAGGCACCGGAUUGUUUUACAUGGUUUCAAGAAUUGUUGCUAUGGGGGAUAUUGGUUAG
Molecule: messenger RNA, 549 nt
Organism: Fraxinus pennsylvanica
Lineage: Eukaryota; Viridiplantae; Streptophyta; Magnoliopsida; Lamiales; Oleaceae
Source: the annotation of a GenBank genome assembly